UUUUUACUUGCGCAGCUGAGUAACGAGCCACUGAAUCGCAUCAAAGGAUUGCCGUUGGAGCCGAGCAGCUACGCUGAAGCCUGGAAUUUGUUGUGUGAACACUAUGACAGCGAUAAACGACAUCUUGCCUCCCAUUUCUCAGCACUGGCUGAAUUGCCAGAUCUAAAACAGCGAAACGAGAUCCCUCCAUUUUUAGCAAAGAUCCAGGAGCAUCUCCAUGCCUUACGCGCACUGAGACAGGAUUUGAACGUUAUUGGACCGGCGCUCGUCAUGCCAAUACUGAAGAGAUUUUCAGAAGAAAUAAUGGGAAGGUUUGAAGACCAACGAGAGGACUGCAAGAAAUUCGCAACUCUCACAGAGAUUGAAGAUUUUCUGAAGUCUGAAACGGUGAAGUUGUUGGACUCAUCAACCGCCGUCGCCCCGCCUACGCAAAAAUCCACGCCGUCAGCAGCCAAGAUUCUAGUCACGAGCUCGGAAGCCACGCCAGGAAGUCAGAAAGCCAAACCGAAAAAUUCUUCGAAUUCCAAGAAAAAUAAAAAUUCUUCAAACCAAACUUCUGAACAAAGCCAGUCAUGCCAAUGUUGUGUAAGCACAAAGCCCAGUACAGACGCCUCCUCAUCUCCCCAGAACUCGCCGAGAAUCAACCCAGCAUCUGGCAGAGCGUACUAUUGUCAAUGGUGCGAAGGAAAUCACCCCUUGGUGCAAUGUGACAAAAUAAAAUCUUUGACCGUAGCCCAACGCCGUACCCAAGUUAAAGCUGAGAGUAGAUGUUUGAACUGCCUGUCCGUCAAACACCACUCCCGGUUGUGUCCCAGUACAAAACGAUGUUUGCAUCAUCCGACAGAGAAACACAACACGCUCCUGUGCGAACAUGUUCCUGCCGGAACCAGCCCCGCGCCCGCCGUCGCCCAGACAGUUCCAGCCACAGCUCCUUCAGUAAACGCCGCGGUCAGCAGUUUCUCGCGACACUCUGGAGCCGACCCAACCAUCUGCGUUGCCAAAUCGCCGCCAACCGUAAAUCUCCUACCUACUGCAUUGGUUCAACUCCGAGCGGCAUCCGGCUACAGCGUUACCGUUCGAGGUUUGAUAGACUGCGCGGCUACUCACAGCGCCGUCACUUCUAAAUGCGCCGAAUUUUUGAAGCUCUCAGCAGAAGGUGAAUCUUCGACAAUUAGAGGUUUCGCUGCCACGCCGGUCAGAAUUAAAGGAAAAAUACACGCUGAUAUUCUUUCAAGAUUUGGUCAACCUUUUGCGCAAAAUCACGAAUGGAUCGUAACGGAUAAAAUUACUACGCAACUACCAGCAGCUCCUGUAACUGAAAGGCUCAGAGUCAUGUUCGAAGAAAACCUAUUAGCGGAUCCGGAGUUUCACACGCCAGCCGACAUUGAUGUUCUCAUCGGAGUAGACCUGUUUGCAGGAUUAUUUUCAGGGGAAGCUCAAACCACGCAAGAAGGAACGGUGCAUGUGAAAACAUUUUUUGGAAUUGUCUUCGCUGGCCCCGCUGCUCUUCAAAUGCCACGCCAACAGCCAAACGCCGAGUUACCAGGACUAAGCCAACAAUUUGAUCGAUUUUAUGAAGCAGAAGCCGCCGCAUCUACAAUUUUAUUUUGUGCCAAUACAGAAUUCUCCCCGCAGCCACGCCCUCUCGUAGAACCUACAAUUAACGCCGCAACGCUUCCCAUUCCGGAACAUUUUGAAAGAUUUUGGGCCCUUGAAGAAUUUGCUCCAGAACCGCAUUUAACGCCAGACGAAGUAUAUUGCGAAGAAUUUUACAAGCAAACAACCACACAGCUAGACAAUAAGCGUUAUCAAGUUCGCUUACCAUUCAGACCUAACCAUCCGCCUCUUGGAGAAUCACGCUCGCAAGCUGAAAAACGUUUUGUCGCCUUAGAGAAGAGAUUGGAUCGAGACGCCGUUUUUGCGGAACAAUAUAGGAAGUUUAUGAAAGAUUAUGAAGACGCCGGUCACAUGAUUCCAGUGACAGCCCCAUCGCCCACAGACAGCUUUCAAGGAUAUUACUGCCCUCAUCAUGGUGUACUCAAAGAAUCCUCUUCUUCCACAAAAUUACGAGUAGUAUUCGACGCCUCUGCCAAAAGCAGCACUGGAUUAAGUCUGAAUGAUAUUUUGUUAAAUGGACAAAAAUUACAGAAAGACAUACGACAUGUGCUCCUCCAUUUCCGACGCCAUCCAAUUGCAAUUUCCGCCGACAUACGCCAGAUGUAUUUGCAGAUUGAGCUCCAUCCUGAUGAUUGGUUUUAUCAACUGAUUUUGUGGAGAAAGGAAAAAAACGAACCUAUACUCACUUACGCCCUCGCAACAGUCGCCUUUGGCAUCAAAUCCUCGACAUUUCACGCCCUUAGGACCUUAAAGAAAUUAGCCCAAGAUUUUGGUCAUCGUUUUCCAAAAGCAUCCGCAAUUAUUCUAAACGCCACCUAUAUGGAUGAUAUUCAAUUUGGAGCAAGCACAGAAGAAGAAGCACAAGGAUUAAUUGAAGAAUUAAUCGGUCUCCUGGCUUGUGGUGGUUUUACGAUGCACAAAUGGUUCUCCAGCCACCCGCAAGUUUUGUCUACGCUACCAGCCGAGAA
Messenger RNA from Bemisia tabaci, 2585 nucleotides. Lineage: Eukaryota; Metazoa; Arthropoda; Insecta; Hemiptera; Aleyrodidae. The record is from RefSeq and is a predicted model, not a curated record.